Molecule: messenger RNA, 1013 nt
Organism: Cyprinodon variegatus (sheepshead minnow)
Lineage: Eukaryota; Metazoa; Chordata; Actinopteri; Cyprinodontiformes; Cyprinodontidae
Product: cytochrome b ascorbate-dependent protein 3
Exons: 6
Coding region: 138-1013 (291 amino acids)
Cellular component (GO): lysosomal membrane
Molecular function (GO): oxidoreductase activity
Source: RefSeq, a predicted model, not a curated record
AAAGCCGGAAACAGGACAUUUUCCUGAACUGAAAGCAGUUUACCUGUAGCCCAAACACCUGCUGGGUUAUAUUCUCCAUUUAUUCAUGGUUUCCCAGGAGCCUGUCUGGAUCAGCUGUUAAGAAGGGGGGACAGGAAAUGCAGCAGAGCGGAACUCCAUUUCCCAGCUGCCCCUGCGCGGACCGCCUCCCUCUGCGCAGAAUGAACCCAGGAGGUGCAGGAGCAGCAGGAGACACACCUGCGCUGACAGCCUCCUCCAGGAUGAGCUCCUCUCUCCUCUUCUACCUGUGCUCCCUGCUGUGCGUGGCUCUGGGUGUGGCCAGCGUGGCGUGCGUGAGUCUGUGGAGCAGCAGGUGGCGUGGCGGCUUCGCCUGGGACGGAUCGGGUCUGCAGUUCAACUGGCACCCGGUUCUGAUGGUGACUGGCCUGCUGGUUCUGUACGGCUACGGAGCGGUGGUGUACCGCGUCCCGCUGACCUGGGGUCAGAAUAAACUUCCCUGGAAGCUGCUCCAUGCAGCUCUGAUGCUGCUCUCCCUCAUCCUGUCCAUCCUGGGGCUCUGCGCCGUCUUUGACUUCCACAACGCCCAGAAGAUCGCCAACCUCUACUCGCUGCACAGCUGGAUCGGGAUCACUGCCGUGGCUCUUUUUGCUCUUCAGUGGGCGGUGGGCUUCGCCGGCUUCCUGCUGCCCUGCUCCCCCGUGGCGUUCCGUAAACUCCUGAAGCCCGUCCAUGUGUGGCUGGGCGGCAGCAUCCUGCUGCUCAGCGUCGCCGCCUGCAUCUCCGGCAUCAACGAGAAGCUCUUCUUCGUCCUGAAGGGGACGCCUAACGGGACGCAGCCGUACUCCAGCCUCCCAGCAGAGGCCGUGUUAGGAAACUCAUUGGGGGCGUUAAUCGUGGCCUUCGGCUUGGUGGUCCUAAAGAUCUUGGCCAACGUUAACUGGCAGAGGCCAGACUCCAGGCCUGGAGACACGGCGUACACGGUGAGAGGAGCUGGAAAAAACAUCCAGAAAUAA